Messenger RNA from Tripterygium wilfordii, 678 nucleotides. Its product is annotated as receptor like protein 28-like. The record is from RefSeq and is a predicted model, not a curated record. Bases 1 to 678 code for a protein of 225 amino acids. The transcript has 3 exons. NCBI's taxonomy places the organism in Eukaryota, Viridiplantae, Streptophyta, Magnoliopsida, Celastrales, Celastraceae. Gene Ontology annotation, molecular function: protein binding.
AUGAUGAAAACUGAAGAAGGUUCAGGUGAUAGGAAAUAUUUUGGGGUAAACAUUUUUUCCUAUCAAGAUUCUGUGUUUAUGGUCAUGAAAGGGCAAGAGUAUCAAUUAGUUAGAAUAAUAAUGACAUUCAAGACCUUAGAUUUCUCAAACAAAAAGUUUCGAGGAGAGAUUCCUGACGUCAUUGGCAAGCUUACUUAUCUCAAAGGUCUCAACAUUUCACAUAACAGCAUUGGAGUUGGCAUCCCGUUGUCGUUGGGAAAUUUGAGAAAUCUUGAAUGGUUAGACCUAUCUUUGAGCAAGCUUACAGGGAAGAUUCCAGAACAAUUGACAGGGUUGUGUGGAUUUCCAUUAUCAAAAACUUGUGGUAGUAAUGACGCUCCACCACAAUCACAACCAUUGCCUGGUGAAGAGGAUGAUUCUAGAAGUGAUUUUGAUUGGAAGAUCAUAAUGAUGGGUUACAGUUCUGGACUGGUUCUGGGAUUGUCUUUGGGAUAUAUCAUGUUCGUAACAGGAAAACCAGAAUGGUUAGUGAGGCUCAUUGAAGGAAGCUGGCUUAAGCAGGGAACCAAAGAAGCUUAUUGGAUUGGAAUAGAGAGGAAGCCAUUUUCAGCAGAAAGAAGCUGUGUCAAAAUUACUUUGGCUUUGUUCUGUCAAAAAGAGAAAUCCUUUUCUAUAUGA